Messenger RNA from Arvicola amphibius (Eurasian water vole), 554 nucleotides. Its product is annotated as WAP four-disulfide core domain protein 18-like. Gene Ontology annotation, cellular component: extracellular region. NCBI's taxonomy places the organism in Eukaryota, Metazoa, Chordata, Mammalia, Rodentia, Cricetidae. The transcript is spliced from 3 exons. The record is from RefSeq and is a predicted model, not a curated record. Gene Ontology annotation, molecular function: peptidase inhibitor activity. The coding region runs from base 141 to 353 and encodes 70 amino acids. Gene Ontology annotation, biological process: innate immune response; antibacterial humoral response.
AUCCGCAGGCAUGUUCUGGAGAGUUCUUUUUUAUCUGUACUCGCUGAUUGCUUGCCUCCUGUCACACGUGUGCUUCUAAAGUUGCUGAGACUAUAAAUUGAUGUGUGUAUGUGUGUGUGUUCAACACAGUCAGAGCCAACAUGAAGACAUCCACAGUUUUGGUUCUGCUGGCUUUGAUGGCCUGCACUCUGUCUUCUACUACAGGAUUAGAAAAACCUGGAGCUUGUCCCACAUUGCCCCCAAAUAGUGCUGGAAUUUGUAUUGAGAAAUGCUCUGGAGAUGAUUCCUGCCCUGAUAAAUUGAAGUGCUGCAGCAAUGGGUGUGGUCAUGUCUGCAAAUCUCCUGCUUCCUAGACGGAUGACAGAUGGUGGAAAGAUGGAUUCGAUACCCAUAAGCAUGAAUGCUAACCACCUCUGGAAGAUUUUUUUCUGAAUCCACGGAAUCCACGCCUGCUACUUUCUUGCCCUAGAAUUGCACCCUUAGAAGAUGAAAACCUAUUCAUGUUGUGACUGCUUUCUAUUCUUUGUCCCCAAAAUAAAUAAUCCUUAGCAUUG